Sphaeramia orbicularis (orbiculate cardinalfish) is the source of this 1886-nucleotide messenger RNA. RefSeq names its product multiple coagulation factor deficiency 2, ER cargo receptor complex subunit (gene mcfd2). Gene Ontology annotation, molecular function: calcium ion binding. NCBI's taxonomy places the organism in Eukaryota, Metazoa, Chordata, Actinopteri, Kurtiformes, Apogonidae. The record is from RefSeq and is a predicted model, not a curated record. The transcript has 4 exons. Bases 88 to 561 code for a protein of 157 amino acids.
GCUACGGAAAGCCAUGAGGUCCGUAAAACCUCUGACUGAUCCUUGUCGCUUUUCCAUUAAGCAGGCACAACUGUCCACAGAGUCAGUAUGAGGAGUAGUAGGUGUCGUCCACAGUGGGGGGGUCUGCUCCUCCUCCUCUCCUGUCUGCUUCAUGUUCACUCUCAGGUGAAUCCUCAGCAGCAGCUGCCACCACCGGUCGCUGGCAGUGCAGAUCACAUGACCGGUCAUGGUCACGGCCGCUUCGACAAGAACAUGGUCCAGGACCAGGAUCACAUUAUGGAACAUUUGGAGGGAGUUAUAGACAAACCGGAGAAAGAAAUGACGCCUCAGGAGCUUCAGCUGCACUACUUUAAGAUGCACGACUAUGACGGCAACAACCUGCUGGAUGGGCUGGAGCUCGCCACGGCCAUCACACAUGUACAUAAAGAGGAGAGUGGACAUUCCAGCCCACCGAUGAAGGAGGAGGAUCUGAUGAAUGUCAUCGACGAUGUCCUGAGAGACGACGACAAAAACAACGACGGUUACAUCGAUUACGCGGAGUUCGCUAAAUCUCUGGAGUAGGAGCGUCACCUAUGAAUGAACACGAUGACUAAAACAACAGCAACUAUAGCAAGAAUCCUGCAGACUGGGAGGGACGGUUUUCAGAAUAUAGAACCAAACUGAGGAGACUUCGGUACAAUCAGUCUGUCAGGGCGGUUUUGUACUCUUGAGUGAACAAUCAUGAGAGUUUUCUUUUGUUAAAUGUCAAAGCAAACAGUGUCCAAACUGGUAAUAUUUGUUCUUUACCAAACUAAAUUUCAAGACUGAAGAAACUUAAGCUUAGUAACAGGAGAAAAAAAAUAUAUAAAAGGAUGCACUUAUUUUACUUUUCCUCCACUUAUAGGGUCAGUUCACCUGUUUUACCAACCUCCCAUGCUAAGGUUUAAGUCCUUUUUUUUGCCUCCAACGCAAUGAAAUGCAGAUUCAUUUACUAUUAUUUUUUUUUAAAUCAGCCACUCAGGAUAAUCCACAGACCCCAGUGCAAGUAGUUUUAGUUCAGAAGUAAAGUAAAACUGCUUCUAAUAAGUUCUGUGGAUUAUCAUAUUGUGUUUCUCAAGAGUAAUUCAGUUUUUUUUCCUGAUGCUUUCAUGUUGUGGAGUGUUGUACCGUAGCCUGUUCUUUCAACCGACACCAAAAAUGUGUAAUCACAGAACCUUCACUUGACUUUAACUGCCGUGUAAACUGUGCAGUGUUGGCGCUGCACUGGAACAGAUGCACUUUCAUCACCGUGAGUUUUCACACUGCAACCAUGUGAUGCUCGACUCAGUGGACCAAAGGAUUCCUUCUGUGAAUCUGUUUCUUUAGCUGUACGUGAUGAGGAUGACGGAUGGAGAAAUCGGUCGUUCUCAUGACAGUGGAAAGUGGCCUUGGUUUCAUGUAUAUCGCCUAUGAAAUAGUGUGUAGAAUAGUUUUGUUUCUUUGUUUUAUUUUUGUUUCAAGCAGAAUAAUGUAAUAUUGAAUGUUGCCGGCAGAGUCUCCACUAGUGGCACAUCACACGCCGGUUUAACGCAGAUCGUAACAGCCGUCUGAGCCAAUCACCGCCGUCUUCACUGUAGUCAAUCAGCAGAUAUCUGACAAAAAUCUGUCCUCAGAGUGAAUGUAAAGUCAUUUUAUCACUGGAUAAGCUGAACUCAAAGCACACCGGUCGGCGUUGAGGUUUCAGGUAAAGCACUGCUUUGCUUCAGAUGGAGAGAAGACGCGUCAGGUCUGUGUGUGUUUGUGUUGAAUCCAUCUGUAACUACUUCCAAAGUACAAUUUUUGUGUGGAUGAAGUUGACAUCUUUGCCAUCCAGUAUUGACUCUUCAAUCCAUUCAGGUUGCUGAAUGAUGGUAUUUAAAAAAAGAAAA